Molecule: messenger RNA, 2364 nt
Organism: Amoebophrya sp. A25
Lineage: Eukaryota; Dinophyceae; Syndiniales; Amoebophryaceae
Source: the annotation of a GenBank genome assembly
AGGGACACUAAAAGACUCUUCGGAGCAUUUUUCUAAAAAUCUUUUUUCUUCUACAAAGAAAAGAUGGCCGAGAUCACGUACCGUGGCGCCCUUCAGGGUCAUGCCGGAUGGGUCACCUCCAUCGCUACCACCUACGAGCAAUCGAACUUGGUCGUCUCCGGUUCCCGUGACAAGACCGCUGUUGUGUGGGAGCUCACCCCGAAUGACGCCAACUCUCCGGGUAAACAAUUAAGGGAAACUUUUAGAUUUAGAGAUCGUGUUAUAUAGCGAAGCAGAUUUGUCGUUCAUAACGAAAUGCCCAUGCUAUGAUAGCCUGACUUUUGAACAUUCAAUCUUCGCCCUUUAGAUGGCCUCAUCACAAAGUCCAGAUACCUCAACGUCCUAUCACGAAGCGUUCAAUUUUCUUUUCAUCUCAAGCAAACUUACCAUCGCCUAUCAAAUCAGGUUACGCUCGUCGCUGCCUCCACGGUCACAACCAGGCUGUGUGCGAUACCGUUAUCUCCAGUGAUGGUCAGUUCGCCCUUACCGGAUCCAUGGACAGCACCAUGCGUUUGUGGGACUUGAACACCGGACAAUCCGUCCGCAAGUUCAAGGGACACACCAAGGUAUACUAUGAAAUAUAAGGUGUUGUUUACUUACGUCGUGUGCUCUGUGGUAGGUUUUUUCGUUUUUGGUGAUGGCAACUUUCGUUGCAGUAGAGAAUCUAGGGUGAAUUGCACCUGAACAUCCAGAAAGACCAUAUCCAAACAAGAAUCCCAUAUCGUCAAAGUGUCCUCACGAGCAACUCUUAAAUCCUCUCUUUCACAACUUCACCACAGGACGUCAACUCCGUCGCUUUCAGCGCUGACAACCGUCAGAUUGUCUCCGGAUCUCGCGAUAAGAGCAUCAAGUUGUGGAACACCCUUGCCGAGUGCAAGUACACCAUCACCGAAGACAACCACACCGAUUGGGUCUCCUGCGUGCGAUUCAGCCCGUCCGCCAAGAACCCGCUCAUCGUCUCAUGCGGUUGGGACAAGCUCAUCAAGGUCUGGAACCUGAACAACUGCAAGCUGAAGACCAACUUGGCUGGUCACACCGGUACUGAAUAAUGAUAGAAUAUGCUUGCGUGUGGAUAUGCUUAUUUGUCGAAUCUUGAGCUUGAGAAAUCAACUGUGUCGAGAAGAAAUCUUGAGGUUCUGACUUGUAGGACACUACUAGCUCCUUCCUUCAUCUUGUUCUUCUGACCCUUCAUGUCUAGGAGCAACGUAGAUAUCUUUUCACCCUGAGUACACAAAUCUCAAACUUCAAAUCCUCGUAUAUCUCUCAACCACAGGUGUCCUGUACACCAUCACCAUCUCUCCGGAUGGUUCCCUGUGCGGUUCCGGUGGCAAGGACGGUACCGCUAUGUUGUGGGAUGUCAACGACGGAAAGCACCUGUACAGCUUGGAUGCCAACAGCACCAUCAACGCUAUGUGCUUCUCCCCGAAGAACUACUGGCUGUGCGCGGCCACGGACACCUCCAUCAAGAUCUGGGACUUGGAGAACAAGAGCAUCCUCGACGAGCUCACCACCAAGACCAUCCCGAAGAGCGGCAUCCCGUGGUGCGUGUCCCUCCAGUGGUCCGCCGACGGCAACACCCUCUUCGCCGGUUCCACCGACGGCCACAUCUACGUCUACUCCAUCGGACGCUCCUAAGCGACGGCGUUUAUUCCGCAGCCAGCAGGUGCAUCACCGGAGUAGUUCUCUGCAAAGUAGUAGUGUCGCAAGAUGCUGAUUCGCAACGCAGUAGUCUGAGGUGGAGUAGUUCACAGUCGACGUCGAGUCCCAAAGCUGCGGCUCAACACUUAGGAGGUUUUUCAUCUCUGCGAGAAUGCAAGUAGUAGCUUUUGGGACCAGGUGAAGCGAUUUGUCAGGAAGCAACGAGAACGGUGGAGUAGGUCCUCUUUUGACUGCCAGGCGCUCAAUGCUUGGAGGAAGGCUGAAACUGAAGAGAAUUGAAGUUCACUUCUCGUAAACACUUCCAUGACAACAAAAGAACAUCUUCUGAACGUGCUACGGUUUAUCCGAAAGGAAGCAAUAGGCUACUGAUUUGUAGAAGAAAGAGGAUAUCUACAAACUGUCUAAGGCAGGUGAACCUGGUGCUUUGAAGCCAGAGUCAGUAGCUUCUGGUUCGCUCUACGAGGACUUGUAUUCACUCUGUGGUGAGAGACUGUCUCCACUCAAACUCAUCUUGUGCAGAAUUGUGAAAUUGUGCUGGCUUUAGGUGUGAAGAGAUAAGAUGAACCGCGGUGUUGAAGGCGAGAGACACUUUAUACAGAAGUCAUCCCACGAGCAAGUCUGAGGGGAUUGCACAUUCAUCAUCGGUCUAGCUGUUUUCCUUUCCCU